GUAAUUUUGGAUCGGGUACUGACUAAAUGGAAGAAUUUGAAAUCGGCGCAGUCGGCGGCGAGCAUAGGGAUCGCGUGAACAAGCAAACAAGCGCCGAACGCCGAACGCCAUCUGAGCAGUCCGACAGGAAUGUCGAACUACACGUUUUGGCGACAGAUUUUUCGUACAUUGUCAAUAAUUAAUAUUUUAACAAAAGCGAAUACAGUGAACGGUCAGUGAUUUUUAUGUUAUCCGUUAACGUAAUUCACUUGUGAUACAAAGCAAUAGGCCGUCAAAACAACCGUGCGGGUAUAAUGGCAGCACUCCCUCGGCGUAUAAUAAAAGAAACACUUCGACUAAUUCAGGAGCCAGUGCCGGGAAUCAGUGCUAUUCCGGAUGACAGUAAUGCACGCUAUUUUCAUGUCGUCGUAGCCGGGCCCGAGGACUCUCCAUUCGAGGGGGGCUCAUUUAAACUAGAAUUAUUUUUACCCGAAGACUACCCCAUGUCUGCGCCCAAGGUCAGAUUUAUCACGAAAAUAUAUCAUCCAAAUAUUGACAGACUAGGUCGUAUCUGUUUGGACAUACUGAAAGAUAAAUGGAGCCCCGCUCUUCAAAUCAGAACGGUACUCUUAUCAAUACAAGCCUUACUGAGCGCCCCUAAUCCAGAUGAUCCUUUGGCAAAUGAUGUGGCUGAAUUGUGGAAAGUAAACGAAGGAGAGGCUAUUCGAAAUGCAAAAGAGUGGACUAGAAGAUAUGCCAUGGAAAAUAAUGGAGAAUAUUAAAAUAAACAAUAUUUCAUUAAUAAUUUUUCCAUAAUUAUUGUGCUUUAGUGAUUUUUUUUAUUACACAUGUAAGUCGAAUGAUUUUACAAGAGCACUGAAUCUAGUUUUAAUAUAUUUAAAACUCAUGCCGCCAGGUGAGACUAUUACAUCUGAUUUUAAAUAAUUGUAAAUUAGCAACCUUGUAUUAAUUGAUAAAUUAUGUAAAGUUUUUAUUUGUCACAAAAUGUUUUACGAUAAGUUAUUGGCAAA
Ctenocephalides felis (cat flea) is the source of this 1010-nucleotide messenger RNA. RefSeq names its product ubiquitin-conjugating enzyme E2 N. Lineage: Eukaryota; Metazoa; Arthropoda; Insecta; Siphonaptera; Pulicidae. The coding region runs from base 294 to 761 and encodes 155 amino acids. The transcript has a single exon. The record is from RefSeq and is a predicted model, not a curated record.